Messenger RNA from Suillus subaureus, 635 nucleotides. RefSeq names its product HSP20-like chaperone. Bases 114 to 581 code for a protein of 155 amino acids. NCBI's taxonomy places the organism in Eukaryota, Fungi, Basidiomycota, Agaricomycetes, Boletales, Suillaceae. Gene Ontology annotation, biological process: protein complex oligomerization; response to hydrogen peroxide; protein folding. The record is from RefSeq and is a predicted model, not a curated record. The transcript has 3 exons.
CACGAGUUCAAUAGCCCAGUUACAGGAGCAACGCCCAGAGGUCAAUAGGGGCGAUAUAUAAGACGCGUCGCCGGGGCCACUGCUGUUGCCGCACUACUGAGUCUUACCUAAAUAUGGCCCACACACAGUUUCUGUAUGACCCAUUCACUGAAUUCGACCGUCUUUUUGACGAUGCGUUUACUUCACGCUUCCGGCCUGACUCCGACGAGGCUCGUCCUACAACAAUCCGCCCCAAGAUGGACCUGAUUGAGACAAAAGACAACCAGGUCGUGGCAAGGUUCGAACUCCCCGGCAUAGCACAGGGGGAGGUUAACGUUGAAGUGCAUAAUGACCGCCUGACCAUCUCGGGCGAGAAGAAAACCGAGACUGGAGAGGGUCGGUUUGCGGUGCGCGAGCGCUCUUUCGGACGUUUUGCUCGAACUCUGCAGCUCCCUGAGGGAACUAAGCCUGGACAAAUCCAGGCGAAUAUGAAGGAGGGCAUCCUUCGGGUCGCCUUCCCAAAGGCGCCUCCAGAGCAGGAGACAAAAACUAUCCCUAUCGAGGGACCACCCCCUGACAAGGGGAAAGGUAGCAAGAAAUAAAUCAAGUUUGGAGCAAUUGAGUCUGGAGAUCCAGUCGUGUACUCUUGAUGUACU